AUGACCCCAGUCAAUGGGCAGGUCAGGUCAGGUCAGGAAAGUUCUAGACAUCAAGCUAGAACUAUGAUGGUCGUCUAUCUUCCACUCAAACGCUGCCAACAAACCGAGACCGGCAACUCUCCUUCCUUCUUCCAUCCAUUCACGGUAGGGAUUCAUUCAAUGGGGGACGCCAGUGAGUUAGACCCAUUUAGGUACGAGGUGAUCGAGAAGGCUACCCAAGUAGAGACGUACUGGACUGUAGUGACAGAGUUCUUCAAAGAGGCACAGGGCAACCGGGGAGUGGUUCGCCGCCGGGACAUCCGCUUGCCUGUUGCGGCGACGUGCUGCUGGAUCCAUGGGAAGGAAAAGCCCGCGGAUGUUGUGAUCCCUGCUGCCGCGUCCCAAUCACGGACCCUUUGGACAUGGUCCGUGUACUUUUGUCACGUUCCCGUCUGUCUGCCGCCCCCCCCCCCUUUAUCCUUCGAAAACAUACUACCUACAGGACAAGGAUACUCCAUCCUUACCUCCUACAUCUCGCCCACCGUUUCAGUGUGUCGAGCAACAGCAGACGGCAGACCUCUUACCAUUUUCGUCCAGUCUGCCGAUGUCUCUGAGGAAAUGGGCAAAUCGGCGGUGGUGGAGGGGAAGGAAGGAAGAAAGAACGAACAAGAGGGAAGAGAGUCUGGUAUCAAACAAUUUAAAACAACAAACAACGACUCUCACGCCCCUCUCCAUCCGGCCGAGGCAGAUGAGAUUAUUCGAGAACUGGAACAGACCAGCGAACGUUCGGCCCGUCAUGUUGGCGGCUCGGAUCGGAGCAGAAAGUGGGACUUUUGCCAGGCGCAUGGAGGGCCUCCGACCAAAGCACAGACUAACAAGUGUGUGGGUAUACCUUCUCCGGAGAACAAUGACAGCCCAUCGCCACUUCUCACUCACUCUGCGCGUACCCUCACGUCUAGUACUGGUUCAGGAAGAAUAGUUAACGGCUACCUGGCCAUCACUCUUCCGAUACCGCAUUGCUGA
Molecule: messenger RNA, 1002 nt
Organism: Aspergillus uvarum CBS 121591
Lineage: Eukaryota; Fungi; Ascomycota; Eurotiomycetes; Eurotiales; Aspergillaceae
Exons: 11
Coding region: 1-1002 (333 amino acids)
Source: RefSeq, a predicted model, not a curated record